This is a messenger RNA of Telopea speciosissima, 1282 nucleotides long. Its product is annotated as protein FLX-like 3. The transcript is spliced from 5 exons. The record is from RefSeq and is a predicted model, not a curated record. NCBI's taxonomy places the organism in Eukaryota, Viridiplantae, Streptophyta, Magnoliopsida, Proteales, Proteaceae. The coding region runs from base 65 to 907 and encodes 280 amino acids.
AUUGAUCAGUUGUUCGCAGAAGGGAGAAUUGCCAAAAUCAUCGUCGGAGAUAGGAUAAGCCAUAAUGGCCGGGAGAAAUCAUAUGCCUCGACAUCCUUUGAACGAGGGGCAGCAUGGAUUCCCCCCUGAAGGGCCAUUUGUGCGGGGCCUGUUACGUCCACAACCUCAUCCUGUUCUGCUGGAGGAAGAACUUGAAAUGCAGCAUAUCGAAAUGCGGAGGCUUUUGGCUGAAAAUCGAAGGCUAGCUGAAGAUCGUAUCAGCCUGCAUCAGGAGCUAGGUUUCACAAAGGAAGAAUUGCUACGUAUGAAUGUUGCCAUUGCAGAUAUUCAUGCAGCGAGAGAAGCUCAUUCAAGAGAACUUAUUGAGAGGGGCUUGAAACUGGAAGCUGAUCUACGAGCAGCUGAGCCUUUAAAAAAUGAGGUUAUGCAAUUGCGUAUGGAAGUUCAGAAGCUGGAUACCUCAAAGAAGGAUCUGGAUGCACAAGUUCAGAACCUGACACAAGACUUAACAAGGUUACAAGUUGAUAAUAAACAGAUUCCCUCUUUGAGGCAAGAGAUUGAUGCGCUACGCCAGGAGCUUAUGCAUGCUAGAACCGCUAUCGAGUAUGAAAAGAAGGCAAAUUUUGAAUUGAUGGAACAGAGGCAGGCAAUGGAGAAGAACUUAGUUUCCAUGGCACGUGAAGUUGAAAAGCUACGUGCAGACCUUUCACGUGUUGAUGGUGGUAGACCAUGGGCGGCGGCUGAAGAUGGAGCUUACGGAAUUAAAUUCAGCGGUCCUGACGGAGGGUUUCCUUCUGCUUAUGGGAAUGCAUAUGGGGCUUAUCUGGGUGUUGCUGACAAGGGUCAUCUUUAUGAUGCUGGCUCUGGUUCAUGGGGGCCUGAGAAUCCCCGCCUUGCACGUCGCUGAGAUCAGGAUAUUUUCAUUUGAAGUGGAAGAAAAGCACCCAGUAUUUUGUUGCUUUCCUGUUCUUCAGUAUUCAAAGGUCUAGGAGUGUUAUGUUCAUCAAUAGGUGCAUGUAACAUCAGUUAUCUACUAAGGGAAUGUUUUUAGAAAAUCAUAAACCGAGCUUAAAUAGGAGUUGUGUUGUACUUUUGGUUUUUGGGCUAAAGAAAUUGUUUCCUUUUACAGUUGUGGUGAUUGUGAAGUUUCAACUAGGUUAUUCUGACUCAAGUACUCCCUAGGAGAUUAGGAGAACUUUCUUGGGCAUACUACCAUCUGGGAUUCUAUAGCUAUUGACCUUGAUGUACGUUACUUAAAUAGUGCAUAUCUUCUCAUCUUGCA